Messenger RNA from Acipenser ruthenus (sterlet), 3771 nucleotides. RefSeq names its product CD166 antigen homolog. The transcript is spliced from 16 exons. Gene Ontology annotation, biological process: cell adhesion. The coding region runs from base 376 to 2097 and encodes 573 amino acids. Gene Ontology annotation, cellular component: plasma membrane. Lineage: Eukaryota; Metazoa; Chordata; Actinopteri; Acipenseriformes; Acipenseridae. The record is from RefSeq and is a predicted model, not a curated record.
CGAAUUUUGAGGGUGGGAAGCAAAAGGAGGAGUCAGUCUCUGAGUAGAAACAGCCUUGUAGUGUAACUCAUCCUCCUCACUCAUUCCACCUGCUGAAUGAAUACUGGCGUGGACAGGGUGAUACUGCAGAGAGAAGUGAAAUAAAACCAACUUCCUCGUUGAUACAUACAUAUUUUAAAAAAAAGCAUUUUUGUUGUUUUAAAUUAGGAUAGACAUUAAAAGCAAGAGGAGAACACAAGUUGCUUAUAACAAUCUUUUUAUAUAUAUAUAUAUAUUUUUCACCAACAUACGGAGAAGACAAAGUCCGCGAGUUUGGCCUGAGAGACAGGUAACAAACCGAACAGGUUGCGUCGAGAACACAAAGACAUUCUGAGGAUGGAUUCUUCGGCAGUAUCCUGGGUUACAGCCUUAUUUGCCAUGAUAUCAGCGCUAGCCCUGCAAGUGGAAGGUAUUGAUACGGUGUCUGCAAUAUAUGGAGAAACAAUCACUGUACCCUGCAAUGAUAAUAAACAGCUGCCUGAGGGAGUGGUGUUUGUGAAAUGGAAAUACGAACAGAAAGAUGGUACUUCUCAAUCGCUCCUCACAAAGUCCAUAGUGAAGGACAGAGCAGACUUUGAUGCCAGUCCAGAGUAUGUCGGUAGAUUGGACAUUGGGAAGCAGAAUGAAUUGCUGGUUUACAAUGCAACCCUUCAGGAUCAGAGGAGAUUCAAUUGCAUGGUCGCCACGACAUCCGAUGUAAUUGAGCAUCUUGUGAAUGUCAAAGUGUAUAAGAAACCUUCCAAACCUGAGAUUACAGAAAGCCCAAAGUAUCUGGAUGUUGGAAAACUUCAAAUGAUCGGUAAAUGCAUUUCAAAGGAUGGCAAUCCUCAGGGCAACACUACAUGGUAUAGAAAUGGAGCUCUUCUGGAGUCUGAUGGUAAAACUGUUGAUAUAUCAGACACUGCCAUGCAGGCUCCUGUUACUGGGCUUAUUACCACAACAUCCGUGCUGAGGUACGCGGCUCAAAAAACUGACGUGAGGGCCAAUUUCACCUGCAACGUCCAGCACUUUCUGGACAAAGAUCAAGAAUCUGGCCCUGUGACUUUUCCCAUUUACUAUCCCUCUGAGAAGGUCAAAAUUGAAGUGCUGACACCAAGCCCUAUCCGAGAGGGUGACAGUGUCACUCUGAAAUGCUCUGGCGAUGGGAGUCCCCCACCAGCCAGCUUCACAUUCUUCUUAAAGGAUAAGAAAGAAAAUGUUGAGAAUUCUAACAAUUACACUAUUGAAAGUGUAUCAAGAAACAUGACGGGAGAUUACAGUUGCUCCCUGCUCAAUGACGAAAAUCUCAAAGAUACAGCGACGAUCACAGUGCAUUAUCUGGACAUGAUGUUGACCCCAGUUGGCAGUGUCACCAAAGAAGUUGGACAGAGUGUGAAUGUGACAUUAAGCAAGGCUUCCUCUGCAGAUUUGGCUGUUACUUGGAAGAAGGACAAUGUGAAGAUUGACGCCCCCACGUUGCAGAAGCUAGCCUACCGGGAUGCUGGGAAUUAUGAAUGUGAAGUGACUGCUGCUGCUGCUGUGAAGGGCCUGAAGAAAACCAGCUCUUUUCAACUCAUCGUAGAAGGGAAGCCACAUAUUAAAAACUUAAUCAAGAAACCUGGGCAAGAUGGGAAAACAAAGACCCUGAGUUGUAUUGUAGAAGGUUCUCCCAAGCCCACUGUGCAUUGGAACGUCAAUGCCAGCACUGUGAACGAGAGCCCCUAUGUCAAUGGACAGUUCACCCACACCAUCACUAUGAUUCCACAGGGAAAUGAUACUGUGUACUGCACUGUGUCUAACAAGCUGGGGCAAGACCAAUACACGGUCAAUGUUUCUACCUUCCAUACGCCAUCAAGCAAAUCAGAUGAAUCAGAAGAUUCUCGAGAGACAAAUGACCAAACCAAACUGAUCGUAGGAGUCGUGGUGGGUCUCAUAGUGGCAGCUCUGGUUGCAGGUCUGAUUUACUGGAUCUACAUGAAGAAAUCAAAGCAAGGAAGCUGGAAAACGGGUGAAAAGGACCGUGGAUCACAUGAAGAAAAUAAAAAACUUGAAGAAAACAAUCACAAAUCAGAGGCCUAAAGUAAAACAACCCAUGUUGGAGGGUUCAGAAAUGGCAGAAACAGUAACGGCCUCCCUUGUCAUAUCAGACUUUUAAUUGGAACUUUAUCGUAAAGCUGUUUGGUUGGAUAUCAAUGAAGAAGUCUUCUGUAACGUUAUAAUGCGCACCUCCUUCUGCAGACAACUUAUUUAAUUUCUUUAAGGAAUUUUCAGAAAUGCACAUAACAAGUUAAAGCAUUCCACCAUCUCGGUUCAAAGAAACAACGUUAACUAACUUGUGUCAGACAGAUUGUUGUGAAUUCAUUAACAACGUUAACUAACUUGUGUCAGACAGAUUGUUGUGAAUUCAUUUUUGUGAGUCUGUACUUGAAGAAAAGCUUAUUUUUUGUGUUAUUGUUGAAUGCUUUUGUCAACGGUUUAUAUAUUAUAUAUAUAUAUAUAUAUAUAUAUAUAUAUAUAUAUAUAUAUAUAUGUGUGUGCCUGUAGACUUGUAAUUUUAGUGGUGCCCAUUCAUAAUUUGAGGCACUUGACAAACACUUCUAUUUGCUCAUAAAUAAAAGGGGGAAAUAGUCCGACAGCACUAUAGCCCACCCAAUCCCCAAUGCUGCAUGCCCUGGUAAACAGUUUACCUUGUAUCCUACGUGAUACAUUUAUUUUAUUUAUGUCCCGAGUUCAUUAGACGCAAUAACAGCAUCCCUUGUAAUUUUUAUUUGUGCUGUUUUAAAUUGUCGUCAUUUUGUUUGGUUUUUUUUCCAUUACUGAUGGAUUACUGUGUUAUUUGUUUUAAAAGGCAAUGUGGAAAUCGUGGUUCACUACAAAUAUAAAGUACUGAAAAGAAAAUAAAGGAUGUAUCUGUAUAUAUAUAUUAAAAAAAAAAAAAAAAUUCUCAAGGUUGAGCUGAAUGCAUGCUGUGGAUGUGCUGAGGUUUGGAGAAUGUGUUACACAAUUAAUAUUAACUAAUAACAAAUUUAGUUUCUGGCAGAAAUCAGAAUUUUGCUUUGUUUUCAGUCACGUACUUGACUUUUAGCUUCCUUCAUUACAUUAGAUAGAAGGGGAAGAAAGCUAUGUUGCAGUGUUCAAAAAGCAUGGUAUAAAUGUGUUACAAACUUUCCUUUUACACUACACCCUCCCACCCCUGCAGUGUUGUGUAUGAAACUCUGUGAGAGAACAAGCGACACACUCUGUGUUCCACUGUAAUGCGAAAAUGAUCCACUGUACAUAAUAUUGGGUCCAGGUGUUAAAUGUGCUACCUUUUUUGGCGUAAGGCUGUUUUUAUACUGCAAGGGGCAGGAUGAGUGGAGCAGUGCUUCAAUAGCUGUUCUGGAGUUAGGCAGUAGAACUUUUGACCUGUUUAAUGUAGGCCUUCACCAUUUAGAAAUGAAGUUGUCAGAAUUGUUUUUUAACAGUUAAAAUAAUCAUGCUUUUAUCUGUUCAAUAAUUAAAACAGAUCUAUAUAAAAUUAACAAAAAAGACAAGACUGCUGUUAGCUGUGCUCCAAUGGUAUCCCACUGUUUUUAAAGUACUUUUUAUGUUCAUUCAGAAAUUGAAAUCUGUUCAGGUCUGCAGUGAAACCAAAGAGAGGGUGAAUAUGAGAGGUGGUCAUACUUGUUCUGUAAAUAUUGAUAUUUUUUUUUGUACUUUUUUUGUUUUAAAUAAAGUGUACAUUUUGAAAAGAAAAAUCCCAAUUACACCUGA